CGAAUACAUAUGGUUUGCUACAGCUCUACCCCACACAAAUUUCAAGUUUACUCAAUACAAAUCUAUGCGAAAUAAAUCAGCAAACAGAUUUUGUGAAUAAACACCAAAAAAGUUUAAACCUGGUAAAAAAUUGGAAAAGUACAAAUUGUUUGCCAUAAGUGGAAAAACAACAACCGGCAUAGCUUGGUGACCGACCUCGUUUAGUUUCUUUUCAACUACUUAUUCGCAGUACACAAAAUACAACGAAUGCCGAAAAAAUUGUGGAAUCAGUAAACAGAAACCUACCGCAAAAAGAGUCAGUGCAGCUGUGGAAAUUAAAGGCGGAAUAUUACGUGUAUUGAAUGAAUUAUUUGUGAAAAAAUUGCAGCCACUUUUACUGCAUGUUUUCUUAUAUACUGCUAUCUAAAGCCAAGUCAAAAGCGAUCCAGUUAAAAAGUGGGCACCAAUUUGGUAACUACCAUUAAAAGACUAUUCAGAGGACAUAAGGCGAAAUUUUCCGAAACACCAGAAGACGAUCCCAGUGCCCUGUUCCGAGUUUGCCUACGCAGUAUUUUUGACGUUCAAACAUAACGUCGAGCAACAAAUUGAGGCUGGCUUCAAAGCGAGAUAAAAUAUUAAGAUAAAAUAUAUACUUUUAACAAAGUAGAAACAGAAUAUACAGCCGCUUUUCUAUUUUAGUAUAUAAAGCAAACAUAAUAUACAACCGCACAUUCCAAGUUACACAUAUAGAUACCAAACUCAAAACAAAAGAGAUGUAAUAAAAAAUCUAAAAGUAAAAAAUAGUUAACAACUUGCAAGAUUUUUUGGCCAGUUAAUAGACUCUAAAACAACGACGAUAGUAGGCGUUCUCAAAUAUAGGCAACAGCGACGAAAACGUUAACAAUACAACGUUAAGAAAACAACCAUAACAACGCUACACAGAUUUAGUGUUUUGAAGACUCUUGGCUUCAUUUCUGUUUAUUUAGCUGAGCGUUAAACGCAGCAUUGCUUCCACCACGUCUCAGGGAGAAGAUAUGGAUAUUGAUUCCGCUCCUGUGCCACCACCACAGGAGUAUUCAGAUAAUCCAGCAGGCUAUCAAUCGGAAUCAUCUAUGAAUUUCGAUUAUUUGCACGGCUUAAAUGAGAACGCCUCAGCAUCAGCAAAGGCGUCUUCAUCAGCGACAUCACUGAGCGGCCAUGGUAGCUCAUUGGACUCGCCACGCCAUUUUAGUGGCGUUGGCGCCGGUAGCAUGGAUGCAAGCACGUCAAUGCAGAGUUAUGGAUACGUUGACGAAAGUAAAGCAUUGGACAGGCCCUUUAACCUGAACGAAAGAUUUGUUUCAGUGUUAGAUCAACUGGAUGCCCGCGUUGAAAAAUUUCGCAAAGAUGCAUUGGGCCUGCAGGAGAAAAAGGAUUUUCUGCUCAUGUCUAUUGAUCUGAUCAAGAGUCACGAUAUGCUACAGUCGAUGAUGGAGGCUGAACGCGAGGAAAUCUUUUGCUACAUACAGCGCGUAAAUGCGCGUCUUUCCACCGUCGAUUUAAUGGUGCACACGGUGCGCGAUCGCUCUCAAGAAGAUGCGCUCAGUCAAAUCAACGAACUCAUCGAUUUGAUGAUCACAAUGGGCGAUCCAGUAAUGGCACGCCAGCGUUGCCAACAAUACCUGAAUGCAUGCUGCAGUGCAGCGGAGUCGUCAGCAUCGUAUGAAUAUGGCGUCGAUAUUGAUGCUGGUCCAAUAGAUAAGAAAUUCGAGAGUGCUCUACUGGGUUGUACGCUCGACGAUCAGAAAAAUAUCAAGAAGCGGUUGCAGGCUUUAAUGGGAUACUUGAACAAACAAACUGUACGAAAUUAAAUGAAUUUAGUGAAAAACAGCACAGAUAUGAAGAAGAGAUUUUAUUUUAAUUAAAUGUGUAAGCCAUAGAAUGGAUCAUAAUACAAAAAUGGUAUGUGCGAUUGAAGAGGAAAGCAAACAAAUUGCUGCCACAAAAUCGCGACAACUGCAGGAAAUGCGUUUUAACCCCGCAGAGUCACUUCCACCUCAAACCAAUUCCUGUAUAUUGCAGUUGUACGGUACACUUCCUAUUUAAGUACUUCUUUUAAACUUUUGCCACAAAAAUUAAAACUUUUUUUUAGUUAUAUUUAUAUUAUUAUAUAUUUCAAUAUUACUUAAUUUUGCAAUUUUCGGCUAGACAAUAUUUGCGCAUCUUUAAAUACAUAAUGUUGCUGUCUAUUAUAAAUUGAAUUACAAGCUUUACAUUAAAAAAUUGGAACCCAUAUAAUUUCUUUAAACUGAAAUUUACCUUUUUCUAGUUAAAAAUUGCACACAAAAACAAAGUAAAGCAUGAAUGUUUACAUAAAUUUAUAUAUAGAAAAAAUACCAAAUCAAAUGAGCGAUCUGUUAUGUAAUACAUAAAACUUAUUAUCUGAAAUAAAAGAUUCGAUUUUUAAAGUAUUCAUUAUGGACUGUCGCCAAUAACAUAGUGCUAUAAAAAAAAAAAA
Messenger RNA from Rhagoletis zephyria (snowberry fruit fly), 2476 nucleotides. RefSeq names its product BAG family molecular chaperone regulator 2. The record is from RefSeq and is a predicted model, not a curated record. Gene Ontology annotation, molecular function: protein-folding chaperone binding; adenyl-nucleotide exchange factor activity. Gene Ontology annotation, biological process: protein stabilization. NCBI's taxonomy places the organism in Eukaryota, Metazoa, Arthropoda, Insecta, Diptera, Tephritidae.